UUCUUCCUUGGCAGGAGGGCGCUCAGGUGCCAAGGUCGGCUGCCAGGUGCCCCGGAGCCUUUAUAAAGCCUCGGAGGCGAGAUCGAGAGCUCCUUUCGGCCCCAGGCAGGCAGCGUCCCCCAUCAUCAUGUGGAGGGAGAUUCUGGCGCACAGGAACUACCUGAUCGUCCUGCUGACCCCUUUCCUCUUUCUCCCCCUGCCCCUGGUCCUACCUUACAAGGAAGCGCAAUGUGGCUACACCAUCAUCCUGAUGGCGCUCUUCUGGUGCACAGAGGCCCUGCCGCUGGCCGUCACCGCUCUGCUGCCCGUCAUCCUCUUCCCGCUCAUGGGCAUCAUGGACUCCACCACGGUGUGCAUGGAGUACCUGAAGGACACCAACAUGCUCUUCAUCGGGGUGCUGGUGGCCAUCGCGGUGGAGCACUGGAACCUGCACAAGCGCAUCGCCCUCCGCGUCCUGCUGCUCAUCGGGGUCCGGCCAGGCCUGCUCCUGAUGGGCUUCAUGGGCGUCACCGCCUUCCUCUCCAUGUGGAUCAGCAACACGGCCACCACCGCCAUGAUGGUCCCCAUCGCCCAGGCCGUCCUGGAGCAGCUGCACAGAUCCGAGCUGGAGCGGCUGCAGGCCAAGGAGGCCGUGGCCAAGAAGGGGACCGUCAACGGAGGCUUUGAGCUGCAGGAGACCGUCCACCAGCAAGUGAACGGACACGUCGUGACUGUGGAGAAGGAGAAAGUGUCCCAGGAACAGCAGCAGCUGGAGAAGAAGCACCUGACCCUGUGCAAAGGAAUGAGCCUUGCGGUGUGUUACGCGGCCAGCAUUGGGGGAAUCGCCACCCUGACGGGGACCACGCCCAACCUGGUGAUGAAGGGGCAGAUGGACGACCUCUUCCCCGACAACGGCAACGUGGUCAACUUUGCCUCGUGGUUCAGCUUCGCCUUCCCCACCAUGGUGCUCCUGCUGAUCCUCUCCUGGGUCUGGCUGCUGCUGCUGUUCCUGGGCAUGGACUUCCGGAAGAACUUUGGGUGCGGCACCAACGAUUCGGAGAAGGCAGGCUCUCGGAUGGCCUACCGCAUCAUCAAGAACCAGCACCAGGCGCUGGGGCCCAUGAAGUUCUCCGAAAUCACCGUCCUGGUUCUCUUCAUCAUCCUGGUGCUCCUCUGGUUCACCCGGGAGCCAGGCUUCAUGCCGGGAUGGGCGAGUGCCGCCUUCACCUGGGACGGGAAGAGCUACGCCACUGAUGCCACGGUCGUCAUCUUCAUUUCGAUGCUGCUGUUCCUCAUCCCCUCGGAGGUGCCCAGAUGCGGCUUCCGGAGCCGCACCCCACCAGGAGGGCAGAUCCGGGUGACCCCGGCCCUCCUGGACUGGCCAACCGUUAAUCAGAAGAUGCCCUGGAACAUCGUCAUCCUCUUGGGAGGAGGCUUUGCCUUGGCCAAAGGCAGUGAGGCGUCUGGUCUGUCCAAAUGGCUGGGGAGCAAGCUGACCCCCCUGGAGACCAUCCCUCACCCGGCCAUCGCCUUUGUGCUCUGUCUGCUGGUUGCCCUCUUCACCGAAUGCACCAGCAACGUGGCCACCACCACGCUCUUCCUGCCCAUCCUGGCUUCCAUGUCUCAGGCCAUCUGCCUCAACCCCCUCUACGUGAUGCUGCCUUGCACCCUCUCCGCCUCGCUGGCCUUCAUGCUCCCGGUGGCCACCCCUCCCAACGCCAUCGUCUUCUCCUACGGGCAGCUGCACGUCAUAGACAUGGUCAAAGCCGGCUGCAUGCUGAACUUACUGGGGGUCUUGACCAUCACCCUGGCCAUCAACACCUGGGGCUUCCCCAUCUUUGACCUCCACAAUUUCCCAAGUUGGGCAAACGGCACCGCAGGUCAAUGCUGAGCCUGGGGAAGCGACUCUCUCGCAAACGCGCUUCGGAUCCUCGAGCGGCAACUCCUACGCUCUGCCGAGGGGCCGGCUUGCUUGGGGGGCCGUGGAGGCGCAAACGCAGCCUUCCCAAGCCGGCAGCAGCUGUGGCCGAGGCUCCCCUCCCUCCCUCGCUGGGAUUUCUUCUGCCCCAGUUUUAGCACCCUUGUGGGGCUUAGCAGUGGGGCACCUCACCUCACAGACCCAGCGUUGUGGGGCAGGAAAGAAAUGGCCCCCUCCCAGAUCUCCACCCAGCACCAUCUACCCUGGGCAACACACCACAGGAUCGUAAAGUUGGGAGGGGGACACCCAGAGGCCAUCUAGUCCAGCCCCCUGCAAUCCAGGAAUCGCUUCUCAAGAAUCCCUGGCAGGCGCCCGUCCAACUUCUGUUUAAAAGCCUCCAGAGAAGGAGAGUCUGUUCCCUCCUGAGGUCAUGGAAUUGUUGAGGAGGGAGGGCCCCCCAAAGGUCAUUUAGUCCAACCCCUGAGAUGCAGGGUCGUUUCAUCAGACGCAGCGCGCCGGCGUGUCUGGGCGUGUCUUUCUGCCACUGGUCUUUUUUACAGGUUGCUGCUGAGUAGUUCUGCGUGAGCCGCAACAGCGGGCAGGCAGAGCCAAGACACCCCCCCAACCUCCUUGUGACCCCCACCAGCCGCUGGGCACCGUGGGCUCUGUGCCCCGUUGGUGCCUCCCAUCUUCCAAGGAGGUCGGGGCUUCCAGGCCCCCAGGAAAAGCACAACAGCUCUUUUGUGCAAUAAAGAAAGUGUGGGCCAAAACUGUAUUGUGGUUGUUCUCAUGAGUUUAAGGGCAUCUGUGGAUCACACCCAGUCACACACAUACACAGAGUCUAUUUAAAGCGCUUUUACCUCACUCCAGGCUAAAAAAUAAUAAUCCAUAGUACCUCACAAAUAUCAGUGAUAACAGAGUCGCCGAGCUCAAGUUUUAGAGACCCAGCACAGAAGGAAAGAGCGUCCGGAGGGAAGAGGAAAAAAGCAAGCUCUGGCACUGGGUCUUAUCUAUGGUUAUCAGGGCCGGAUUUAGGUUUGACAAAGCCCCAAGUUACUGAAGGUAAUGGGGCCCUUUAUAUGUCC
Molecule: messenger RNA, 2982 nt
Organism: Podarcis muralis (Common wall lizard)
Lineage: Eukaryota; Metazoa; Chordata; Lepidosauria; Squamata; Lacertidae
Gene: SLC13A2
Product: solute carrier family 13 member 2
Biological process (GO): alpha-ketoglutarate transport; succinate transmembrane transport; fumarate transport
Cellular component (GO): plasma membrane
Molecular function (GO): fumarate transmembrane transporter activity; sodium:dicarboxylate symporter activity; alpha-ketoglutarate transmembrane transporter activity
Source: RefSeq, a predicted model, not a curated record